AUGCCACAACUAGAUACAUCAACAUGACUUCUCGUUAUUUUAUCAAUACUACUAACUCUCUUUAUAUUAUUUCAACUAAAAAUCUCAAAGCACUUUUACCAUCUUAACCCCAAGACGACUAUUAAAUCACAAAACCAACAAACCCCUUGAAAUAAUAAAUGAACGAAAAUCUAUUUGCCUCUUUCACAAUCCCAAUAA
Mesoplodon densirostris (Blainville's beaked whale) is the source of this 198-nucleotide messenger RNA. NCBI's taxonomy places the organism in Eukaryota, Metazoa, Chordata, Mammalia, Artiodactyla, Ziphiidae. The record is from the annotation of a RefSeq genome assembly.